Rhincodon typus (whale shark) is the source of this 486-nucleotide messenger RNA. Its product is annotated as cyclic AMP-responsive element-binding protein 3-like protein 2. The transcript has 3 exons. Gene Ontology annotation, biological process: regulation of transcription by RNA polymerase II. Lineage: Eukaryota; Metazoa; Chordata; Chondrichthyes; Orectolobiformes; Rhincodontidae. Gene Ontology annotation, molecular function: DNA-binding transcription factor activity, RNA polymerase II-specific; cAMP response element binding. The record is from RefSeq and is a predicted model, not a curated record. The annotation marks the transcript as partial.
AUGUUUAUCGUCAUGAAUGCCAUGUUGAAGGCUGUGAAGAACAUGGCGUGGUUUCUCUGCUCUGGAGAACACUUCACAGAGAUGUUGGAUGAGCUUUCCAAGGAUAUGCUGGGUCACCUUUUCAAUGAUCCUUUUCUUUCGGACAAAAGUGAGCUGAUGGAUGCAGAACUGUCGCCUGCUCCGCACAUUCAAGCUGAGCACAGCUACUCCCUGGCAGGUGACUCCCGACCGCAGUCUCCACUCACACAGAUCUCGACUGAAGAGGACUUUAGUGAAGACAUGGAAUGUGAAUCCUGGUCAGUGGGCUCCGAUCUAAAGCCAAUCACAUUGAAGCAUGAAGCUCUCCUUUGUGAUAGUAACUGCCUAGCUCCUUCUGUUACCUUAACAACCGCAACCACUUCUGUGGUCGAUGUCGUGCUUGAGACGUACAAGUUGGACACGGCCCCUGUGACUGAGCCAGGUCUUGAUGCACUUUCAAGUGGUGAG